This is a messenger RNA of Musa acuminata AAA Group (dessert banana), 1375 nucleotides long. Its product is annotated as nuclear transcription factor Y subunit B-4-like. Gene Ontology annotation, biological process: regulation of transcription by RNA polymerase II. The coding region runs from base 516 to 1001 and encodes 161 amino acids. Gene Ontology annotation, cellular component: CCAAT-binding factor complex. The transcript has a single exon. Gene Ontology annotation, molecular function: RNA polymerase II cis-regulatory region sequence-specific DNA binding; protein heterodimerization activity; DNA-binding transcription activator activity, RNA polymerase II-specific. The record is from RefSeq and is a predicted model, not a curated record. Lineage: Eukaryota; Viridiplantae; Streptophyta; Magnoliopsida; Zingiberales; Musaceae.
AAAAGUCAGAUAUCAUCAUGAUAUAUCACUUGUGCCAAACAUAUCUAGAUUGGUUUGCACCGACGGUAGAACUGGUCUCAUGCAGGUCUGAGCUUCGUGAUUUGGAGGCUCGAACGAAGAGUAGAGUUUGCAUUGACAAGGCUGGAUCCGUGCAUAGGCACUCGUGAUCUAACACUCUAGUACAAGGAGUCCAGAUAAAAAGGGGGAGGGACCUCUUCGACCUAAACCGAUGCAGACACCGUGGAGCACAAGCUUUUCAUCAUAUGAUCCCUCGCCCAUUCGCUUUGGAAGCAUGCUUGCCGUCUAUAAUCUCCGCUUCAACACGUGCGAGUCUCGUCAAAGCGUCAUCUUCCCGGAAGACAUGGAUCUGCCCGUCUACAGGAGAAGCCAACACAUGAAUCUUCUUUGAGAGACCUCCAACUUAUGGACUCUCUUCAUGCUUACAAAUACAGACUAUAUUCUUUUAUCUAUAUACGAGGCCGCAGGUGCAACGUGUCUGUGCUCCCCAGGAGUUGAUGGCCGAUAGCUCGGGGAAUAGCCAAGAAGCACAAGGGCAGGCCCUCGGCACGUCCACGGGAGCGGGCUCAGGUGAUGGCGGCAUCAAGGAGCAAGACAGGUUGCUGCCAAUUGCCAACGUGGGAAGGAUCAUGAAGCAGAUGCUGCCCCCCAACGCGAAGAUCUCAAAGGAAGCCAAGGAGACGAUGCAGGAGUGCGUGUCGGAGUUCAUCAGCUUCGUCACGGCCGAGGCCUCCGACCGGUGCCACAAGGAGAAGCGCAAGACGGUGAACGGGGACGACAUCUGCUGGGCGCUCGGCACGCUUGGCUUCGACGACUAUGCGGAGCCGAUGAGGCGGUACUUGCACAAGUAUCGUGAGGUCGAAGGCGAUCGAUCUGCAAGCAAUGGUCAGAAUACCAGGAGUAGCAACUUCGGCACCGGAGAUGAUCAGACGUUGUUCGAUGACAUGGACAGGAACAAUCCUUCAACAUCGAGGAGGUAUUAGCUAGGUCUGGGGAUGAUGAUGGCGUCGAGUCAGUGGGUAAGAAAUCUCAUGUUUCUGCCUCGAGUUUUUUCUUGUUCUUGAAGCUGCUCCCUUUCUUCUGUACUCUCUCUGUCAAGCAAAGGUUGCGGUUCAAGCUUCGACACCUAUGUAUCUUUUGAUCAUAUGGUGGGAGCUGUAGUGCCGCUGCCUUUCAUCAAGUAGUUGCCCGUAUUCUAGUAUCACUUGUUAGGCAGUCUUGAGCUAUCGCAAUUAAAUGUAGGGGGUCUUAACUUAUUUGUACAAACAGUAGGUGAGACAAUAUGUAAGAUGUCCUUUCAUGCUAUAUCAUGUGCUUCUGUCUUUCCAAAAUUUGAAGAGAAAACGAAUAGUGGACA